Diorhabda carinulata is the source of this 1742-nucleotide messenger RNA. It is a transcript of the gene hzg, whose product is annotated as carboxy-terminal domain RNA polymerase II polypeptide A small phosphatase 1. Bases 175 to 1089 code for a protein of 304 amino acids. Gene Ontology annotation, molecular function: RNA polymerase II CTD heptapeptide repeat phosphatase activity. The transcript has 4 exons. NCBI's taxonomy places the organism in Eukaryota, Metazoa, Arthropoda, Insecta, Coleoptera, Chrysomelidae. The record is from RefSeq and is a predicted model, not a curated record.
UACUGUUAAAACAUUUUAAUGGGUAUGUUGAUUGUUGUUUAGAUCUGCGAAGUAUACGAAAAAAGUAGUAAAAUAAUCGUUAAAGUGCAUCGGUAUAGUUCCUAUAUAAUCUCGAAAAUGUGGUAAAUGUGCAGAUAAAUAAAAAAAAACAAGUGGUGAUAAGCAAAUGUUUAAAUGGAAGCAUCCUCCAUCAUUACCCAGGUGUCAAGAGACGAGGAACAUCUGAAUAAUUAUGCUACAGAAAAAGGCUCUUUAUCUACACAAGAUGGCGGUAACGAACAACUCGCUCAACUUCAACCGUCGUCGUCGACGGCGACGAAGAAGAGUUCCACGAAGAGUUUCUUUCGUUCGUUAUUCUGUUGUCUCCGACCGAAAAAAUCGAAACCUCCCACAUCAGAACAAUGUUUGGACGGUACCCAAUGCGUCGAUCACACUAGAUGCAGUUAUCUACUCAGUCCUCCCAGAGCGGAGGAUACAAACAAAAAAUGUAUGGUUAUAGAUUUGGACGAAACUCUAGUACACAGCAGCUUCAAGCCAAUCAAUAACGCCGAUUUCGUGGUACCUGUCGAGAUAGACGGUACUUUACAUCAAGUGUACGUUUUGAAAAGGCCGCACGUCGACGAAUUCCUCCAAAGAAUGGGGGAAUUGUACGAAUGCGUCCUUUUUACGGCGUCUCUAGCCAAAUACGCCGAUCCAGUGGCGGAUCUACUCGAUAAAUGGGACGUAUUCAAAGCUAGAUUAUUUCGAGAUAGUUGCGUCUUCUACAGAGGUAACUACGUCAAAGACUUGAACAAAUUAGGACGAGAAUUACAACAGAUCGUUAUCGUUGAUAAUUCGCCCGCUUCUUACAUAUUCCAUCCAGAUAAUGCUGUGCCGGUAGCGUCUUGGUUCGACGAUAUGAACGAUUCCGAACUGUUAGAUCUUAUACCGUUCUUCGAAAAACUCAGUAACAUGGACAAUGUAUACACAGUGUUGUGCAACUCCAAUCACCCCUACAACAAUUCUACUCCUUCUCAACUCAACGGGCCGCAGAAUUUGAACCACGUCAUAGGCUCCGUUCAGAACAAUCAUUCACCUGCCAAGACGUAGCGAUCGCUAUUCGUCUUUCAGUUGAUGAUUUGUUAUUGAUUUUUAUUUUUAUUAUUAAUUUUUUUUUUUUUUUAAUUUGCGACACUGUAAGGAGUAGAAAAUGGUAUCGAUGUAAAAUAGAACGAGAAUUGAUUCAUAUGUACACAGGGUUUUCCGAAAAUUUUGCAAAAAAAAAUCGAUAAAUUUAUUAUUAUUUUUAUCACCCUAUAUAUAUAUAUAUACAUAAUUUUUACCGAUUUUGAAUCUAUAUAUAAUUUAAUUAAAUAAGUGGAUAUUAAAAGUAUAAUAUUUAAUAUAUUUAAAUUUGUGACCCUUUGGCUUAGUCCGUAUCUGGUUUUUUUUAACUCGAAUUAUAUUUUGCGACUUUAGCACGAUGUAAUUCGUAAAUUUCGUAAAUAAACGUAUAAAAGGAUUUUUAUGAUAUUAAACACCCUGUAUAACUUAUUAUUCAAUUUUAUUUUAUGUAUAUAAUUGACAAAUUUACGGUUAGAAAAUGUUCGAUAUUCGUUAGGGGGGAUGGGGUUUUUUUUUUGAAAUAUCUUGAAAAAAAUUUUGGACAAAAACUGGAAUUUUUUAUAUAAAAUUUUGACGUAAAGAAUUCGAAAUAAUUAAAAAUAACUGUAGAAUUAAAAAAUUAUGAAAAAUAAAAAAAA